AUGAAACAAAUUAGAGACCCUUUCCACCACCCUGGUUUCAUGGUUGAAACAACACUUGUUCAAAUGGGUAGGGAAGAAAGCAGUGAUCAAAUAGUCAUCCAUUCCUCCAUUGCAUUGCUGCAAGAGAGGUUUAGGCAACUGCAGAGAGUGAAGGACAUGAGACAGGGAAGAGAUCUUGUGAGAACACUACCGGAUCAAAAUGAGCCAUCCAAGUUGUUUUUCAGAUCAGAAUUGUUGAACCCCCCACCUAGGUCACCUCGCCAAAUUUCUGUGUCUCUCUGUCCAAACUCACAAAUCAAGAACAACAAUUUCCCGGACAUUGAGACACCAGACCUGAUGAAAUCUUGGCUCUCUGACAAGUCCUUUGCUCGUGCUCCGCCAAUCAAAUUCAAUGACUCUAACUCUGAUGUUGAUACUUCUCUUCAUUUGUAG
This is a messenger RNA of Camellia sinensis, 432 nucleotides long. RefSeq lists its product as uncharacterized. The record is from RefSeq and is a predicted model, not a curated record. Lineage: Eukaryota; Viridiplantae; Streptophyta; Magnoliopsida; Ericales; Theaceae.